This is a messenger RNA of Aspergillus calidoustus, 1622 nucleotides long. The record is from the annotation of a GenBank genome assembly. NCBI's taxonomy places the organism in Eukaryota, Fungi, Ascomycota, Eurotiomycetes, Eurotiales, Aspergillaceae.
CUUUUUGAGAGCCGCCGUCCAAAGCUCGCUCCAGUCAGGUGCCUAAACCAUGAAUCCUGAUCUUUAAUUUGAGCCUCGAUCAAUGAGGGGGUGAUCCGGAAGUGGGAAAGAAAGCUAAUAAUGCCACCGCUCAGAUCUCAUCGGAAAUCCCGGACGGGGUGUCUGGUGUGUAGGAAACGACGAGUCAAGUGCGACGAAUCAGGCCACCCCUGUGCAAACUGUACCUUCCGGGGCCUGGACUGCGCAUACGCCGAUCCCAGAACGUUGGCCGGUGGAAGCGCAGCGGAAGAAAGAGCUACGCCAUCGCGUACGGAGUCCUUACCUGGGGUGCCCCCAAGGGAUAGCGUUACUCGGCAAACUCAGCCAGCACUAUCACAGGCGGCGGUAUCACUUCGACUACAGUUGGAGCUGAUGCACACUUACUCGACGGAAACAUACAAGAGCCUCUUCGCAGAACCAACUGACAACCAUACAUGGCAAGUCGUGGUCCCCCGACGCGCGCUGGAAGAUGGUGACGGGGACAGGGAGAAUGGAUUCCUGCUUGAUGGACUCCUAUCCGUCGCAGCACUGCAUACGGCCGUUCGUCUAAGCAACAGUCCGAAGCCAGAAGACCGAGCAUGGAAGCAGGUAUACAUCGAUGUUGCAAUGGAAUAUCAAAGCCACGCGCUGCAACCAUUCCAACGAGCUAUCCAGCAGAUUUCAAGGGACAACUGUGACGUCGUCUUUGCGCACUCGUUGAUUACCAUCGUGAAUGGGAUCGCGGUUCCGCAGGUCCUCCACGUCUCAGAAGGCCGUAGGGAAGAUUCCAAGAUGAAUAUGCUAGAGACGAUAUUCACUCUCUUCGAACUCGUUCAGGGCACGGCGGAAAUCAAUCGGAUAACGGGGCCCUGGCUUAAAGAUAAAGACCCGUGUCUUGUAUACCAGGAUUUCUGGGCUGCGGCGAGCGGGACGGCGCUUGACACCGAAACAGAUGCAGCGCUGAAUAGACUCGGCGCUCUGAACGACGCAGAAAACAAAAGCGAUAUCACUCGGCAUCUCGGCGACGGCCGAUUCACCCUAAUCGAGAAAGCAAUAUCCCUCCUUCGGAGAUGCUUCCAGCGAUAUACAGCACUCAAUGAUCCCGUUUCCGUCUUGACUUGGCUCGCGACGGUCGAUCGCGCGUUCGUCGACUGUCUACGGCGCCACGAGGCGCUGCUGUUGCUGGUGCUUAUGCAUUGGGGCGCGCUGCUUGCGAGGUUGGAGGGGGUUGUGUGGUGGGCCGGGGGCUCAGGGAGGGGGCUUGUCGGGGAUGUUUUAUGGAUUCUGAGGGUUCAGCAUGAGGGGACCAGUGGGGCAGAUAAGCCAGGGCGAGAUGGUGGAGUACGAAGAGGGGAGGACUUUGGCGGUGCAUUGAAAUGGGUACGGGAGGAUUUGGGGUUGUGAAUGGCAGUCAAUGUGUACAGCCUGACUUUGUUGCUAGUGUGGUGUACAGGACCGUUACCUCUGACCCUUGAUCAAUCGCACAACGGGAUCCGUGUCUCACUGGAGAGCCUUGUCAUAGAUAGUGACGUACUUACUGAAGCCGCGUAAACCCCACCACUGCCUAGUCUCGGCGAUGUAAUUCGUAUUGCCGCGUACAUCCC